Molecule: messenger RNA, 1311 nt
Organism: Penicillium griseofulvum
Lineage: Eukaryota; Fungi; Ascomycota; Eurotiomycetes; Eurotiales; Aspergillaceae
Exons: 1
Coding region: 1-1311 (436 amino acids)
Molecular function (GO): protein binding
Source: RefSeq, a predicted model, not a curated record
AUGUUGCUUGACCUCCCAGAAGAGACUCUUCGCCUUAUUGCGGAACAGCUGGGUCCCCAAGAAGAUCGUUGUUCCCUAGUUCGAUCAUGUCGUCGGCUGUACACAGUUCUGCUACCAACUCUCUACUCCCGGGUUGUUCUUUGUGAUGUUAGCACUCAUACAGUCGGUCAAGUCAGCCGAUUCUUCACUUCAAUCGCGCGAAAGCCAGAAUUAGCGAGAGCUGUGCGAGCUUUACGCUUGGAGGCUUGGGACACCGAGGCCGACACCGAGCACAUCGACUGCCAAUUUGAAUAUGAUCCGCAACUGAUCCGCAAAGUCGUCACUGGUACAUGUUGGUCUAGCCAACCUUAUACUCAGCUGCGACGUGGAAACACCGACGCUUGGUUAGCCUUGAUCAUCCCCCAGUUGAAAGGCCUCAGACAAAUCAGCAUAUGCUACCCGUAUGGGUCACAAUAUGUUGAGAAGAUGUUUGUGAAGGCCGCCAGAGAGGAUACCAAAUCGUUUCGUCGUCUCAAGGACGCUUUCGCGGAAUGGUCCGACUCGGAAAAUUCCAUCCGUGCAAGCUGUAUGGAACCCUUCUUCAGAUUCCCAUCCAUGCGCAGGAUCGGAGGAUCGUCCAUGCUCGACUCCGGUCGUAAAGCGGGAGCACCCCGCAUUAAACCUUACUCCGGAGUUACAGAUAUUGAUCUCGACAUGACCAACACUGAGUGUGGGUUCGGUGUCUGGCUUGAAUCUUGCAAGGCUCUCAAGACAUUCCGCCUGAAUAUUGGCGGUUUAAUGAUCUCAGAUGGACCCGAUAUUGUAUCGGCUCCUCUUCGAGAAUCUAUAGCCCUUCACAAAUCAACACUAGAAGGGUUUUGGAUCUGUGGCGAAUCAUAUCAGGAUCCCGAUGAAGACGAUGGAUGGAUGGGAUCGUUUGCCGAUUUCAAUACGUUGAAAUAUCUACAUAUUUCUGUAGCAAUGCUUGCUAAGCUUAACGAAAACUUUGAGCCCACGCAGGAAUUCACAACGCUUUUGCCGCCGUCCCUUGAGACUUUGUUCCUGUGUCACUGCCACAAUGAGCUGCUCGAUUGGACCGUUGAUCAACUCGAACGCUUGGUGACUUCCAAUUGUCUUCCACGCCUUACUUCCUUGGGGCUUGAAGGUUGGGGACCUUCAGAGGUCGAGAAGAGUUCCUUGGAGACUAUGCGCAAGCUGGGGGAGUUGGAAAAACGUUGUGCAGAUAUUGGUCUAUACUUUGCUACUUCUAUCGGCAGUCACAGAGCUGUUCCGAGCCAUUUUGUUUCUCUUUGGCCUUGUGAUGAUUCUUGA